UUCAAACAGAUAUGCAUAUACAUGUAUAUAUAAGCAGUUUCUGAAGCUAUUUUCCGUCUUCAUUUGGGAAUUCUAAUUGAAUGGACUCCCUUCUGCUGAGACCCUCUUCUAUGUUACUUAACACCAUACUCAGCUCAAGAUACCAGCAACCCUACAAUUUGCCGUUAAGGUUGUGCAAGAAAGGAUGGUUGAAAUUUGGAUGUUAUGCCAUUGGAGGAGGCAGCUUGGGUAAUUCAGAGUCUACAGAAGGAGGCUCUUUGAAGGGAAAAGAUAAUGGAUACUUCUUUAGUGAUUUUGAUGGAUCAGGUGUAUCUUUUGGGACUCUUAGUGCUGCGAUAACCCAUGAAACUGUAGAUUUUUUUGUCAGUGAUACAGAGGGUGACCCAGACCGCCCAUCCGAAGGCUUUUCCUCAAUUGAUCAGGCCAUCAAGGCUUUGCACCGGGGACAGUUUGUCAUUGCUGUAGAUGAUGAAAAUGAAGAUGUUGAAGGAGAUCUUAUCAUGGCAGCAACUCUAGCAAAUCCUAAGGCUAUUGCUUUCAUGAUCAGGCAUGGUUCUGGGAUCGUAUCUGUGGGCAUGAAGGAAGAGGACUUGGAGAGGCUCAUGCUUCCUAUGAUGUCUCCCAUCACUGAAAUUGAGGAUCUUUCAGCUGCUGCUUCCACUGUGACAGUGGAUGUUAGAGUGGGAAUAUCAACUGGAGUGUCAGCUGCCGAUCGAGCGAAAACAAUUCUUGCACUUUCUUCUCCUGAUUCUAAACCUGGAGAUUUUAGGAGACCAGGUCAUGUUUUUCCUCUUAGAUAUAGAAAUGGAGGUGUUCUAAAGAGAGCUGGUCAUACUGAGGCAUCUGUUGAUUUGGUUAUGCUGGCCGGGUUGCGCUCUGUCUCUGUUCUUUCUACCAUUGUUGAUCCAGAGGAUGGUUCCAUUGCUCGUUUGCCUGCUCUUAGAAGGAUGGCAGAGGAAAAUGGUUUGCCGAUCAUAUCGAUCACCGAUUUGAUUCGGUAUAGGAGGAAGCGGGAAAAACUGGUUGAAAAAAUUGCAACUUCCCGUUUGCCAACAAAAUGGGGCCUCUUUGAAGCUUAUUGUUAUAGGUCCAAGUUAGAUGGAACUGAGCACAUUGCUGUUGUGAAGGGCAAUAUAGGAGAUGGGCAAGAUGUACUUGUAAGAGUGCAUUCCGAAUGCUUGACUGGUGACAUACUUGGUUCUACUAGAUGUGAUUGCGGCAAUCAGCUGGCAUUCUCGAUGCAACUGAUUGAACAGGCAGGCAGAGGAGUUCUAGUCUAUCUUCGCGGUCAUGAAGGACGAGGCAUUGGAUUAGGCCAAAAACUCCGAGCAUACAAUUUGCAGGACCAAGGACAUGACACGGUAGAAGCAAAUGUUGAGCUUGGAUUAGCCAUUGAUGCUCGAGAGUAUGGGAUUGGGGCACAGAUAUUGAGGGAUAUUGGAGUUCAAACGAUGCGAUUGAUGACGAACAAUCCAGCCAAGUUUAUUGGUCUCAAGGGAUAUGGGCUGGCCGUUAUUGGGAGGGUUCCCGUUAUAUCACCGAUAACUAAAGAAAAUCAGAGAUACCUGGAGACAAAGCGUACCAAAAUGGGCCAUGUUUAUGGUUCUGAUUUGCCUGGGAAUCUUCCUGGAUUCAAUGAACCAGAUGAUAAGAGUACAGAGUAGUGAUAGUUAACAUUCAUUAUAUACCAUCAACACCAUUCUUAAAGAUGUCCUUUUGCAUUGCUGUACAUUAUACAAGUGCAAAAUAAGCUGGCAUAACAAUUAACCUUUUUUA
This is a messenger RNA of Dioscorea cayenensis subsp. rotundata (Guinea yam), 1776 nucleotides long. Its product is annotated as probable monofunctional riboflavin biosynthesis protein RIBA 3, chloroplastic. Gene Ontology annotation, cellular component: cytosol. NCBI's taxonomy places the organism in Eukaryota, Viridiplantae, Streptophyta, Magnoliopsida, Dioscoreales, Dioscoreaceae. The record is from RefSeq and is a predicted model, not a curated record. Gene Ontology annotation, molecular function: GTP cyclohydrolase II activity; 3,4-dihydroxy-2-butanone-4-phosphate synthase activity. Bases 81 to 1664 code for a protein of 527 amino acids. The transcript has 7 exons. Gene Ontology annotation, biological process: riboflavin biosynthetic process.